CGGCCGGGAGGGCGCGCGGCCCGCCGCCAUGUUGCGGUCCCUGAGGCGGCGGUGGGACGGCUACAAGUACCGCUUCGUGCCCUGGCUGGCCCUCAACCUCCGCCGCAAGCGCAGGACGCUCCGAUAUGUUCCCGAAAGCUCCCAAGACAAAAUUAUCUCUGAUGAAGAUGUCUUUGAAACACUACUGAAAGUAUUUAAAGCUCUGUUCAUAAAUGACUUCAGUAAACAAGCACAUAUUUUGGCCUUACUUCCAGAAAUCAGAUGUAAAUACAUGGAAUUACUGAACAGUAAUUCUGUUGAACAGAAGGAUUCAGAAGUAAAUUUGUGCAACUAUCAGAGCCAGCAUGUGUUUAGUCCAGAGGAAGUUCUGUUUAAUACACUGGGGUUCAGUAUUACUCGAGACCGUAGUUCCCUGGUAUCUGCUGGGACUGGAGUCUUUGUUACCAAAGGUUUUGUACCGAAAGGGACGCUGGUAUCUAUGUAUCCUGGUACGGUAUACAGAAAGCAUGAGCCCAUCUUUUUCCAGUCCCUUGGCAAUCCUUUUAUUUUUAGGUGCAUAGAUGGCAUCCUUAUUGAUGGGAACGAUAAAGGGCUAUCAAGAUCAGUGUACAGGUCUUGCAGCAGGAGAGAUCAACUUGGCCCAUUUCAGAUGAGCGAUGAGAGCUGGCUCACAUCUGCCCCGCAAAACCCACUGGCGGUGGGACAGUAUGUCAACAACUGCUCCCAUGGUAAGUUGCCAGAAAAAGCAGCCAACGUGUGUUACCAGGAAUUUGAUGUGCCGGGGUAUUUUCCAGUAGAACUGAAACAGUACCUACCAAACAUCGUCUACAGCCAUGACAUAGAGAGCAUAGCUCUGAAGACAGUUUUACAAGCAGUGGUUACACUAUAGCAUGAUUCUUCUGAAUCCCAUAAAGCACUAGGUAUGUUUUGCUUGGAUUACAGUACUGAGAUUUUUCACUAUGUAUUUCAAAUGUAGUUAGCAACCCUGAACCAAUCAAAGCCUUUCUAAGGUAGUUGAGAUUUAGGCUUCUUACUCCCCUGUUGUCCAUGUCUUCUGCUUACCUGAGGAAUAAGCAGAUCAAUUUGCAAGGAGGAAACCUAAAAUGAAUUUGUAUUGGGACAAGUGAAAUACUAUGUAGUAUAAAGACAUGUGACUUUGAGUUACACUACACAAUUACAACAUCCUCGUUAUGACCUGAAAAUCCACCUCUUUUACAAAUUAAAACGCUCAAAAACCCUUCUCAGAUUUUUGAUUGGAAGUGUGGGAAAAGUGACAAUUAGAGGAAUAUGCACAAAGAGCCAUAUAAACAACAAGGACAGACAAUAUGUCUGGCAGUGAGUGACCUGUACUGGGAUGUAGUCAAGAAUAACUUUGAAGCUGUGAGAAAGUAGGUUCUAAUGUUGGUCCUGAAUUUAACACACCAAAGGAACCUCUGGUCCAGUUGCUACCUUCAGGAACCAAAUAAUCAUUUUCAUUUUGAGGAUGUGUAAGGAUUUUAGGGCAGAUCAUCUUGACGUUUAAUGUAAUUCUGGCGGGUUUUUUUAACUCUGAAAUUCGGCUGGAGAAAGUUAUAGUGUAUAUUGGAAAAAUAAACUUUCUGAUUAAACUUAGGCUUUCUUGGGACAAAAUUAAAGAUGCGCUUGUAAUCUGCAGAUAAGUAAAUAAACGCUGAUAAAAGAAGCAGUAAGACUGAACUUUGAGGAAGCCUGAGUGCUGUACUUGAAGUGUGAAAGCGCAGUCAGCAGAGCUAAGCUCUGGGACCAUUUCAGGAAGGGGGAAUUCUGCUCUCUUCCUUGGAAUCUGUCCAAGAAAAUGCAAUCGUUCAGUCAUCAGUUCUCCCAGCAUACAGCCACUAGACACGAGCCCAUCUGCUCCUAGCUGUUUGUUUUGAUACUGAUAUUUACAGUGCUGACAACAUAGGUAAUCUGUUUUCUGUCUUGUAAAGGAGUUCUUAGUACUUGUUUAUGUUUUUGUUGUUUGAUUUGUUUCAAAAUAGCCUUACACUAAAUAAUUUCUUAGUAGUGGCAUCUGUUUGGAUUGAUGAUGUUCUUCGCUUCCAUGUUCCUCAGCAUCAGAAGAAUGUGCUCUCUUUCCUACAGCAUAUACUUCAGCUUUAGGGCAUGGUCAUUUACUUAAAGGAAGUUUUGAGGGGUGGGUUCCUAAGUUAUUCAGUAAGAAAACUAUUUGCCAGCCACUGAUGUCAGCUUGGGGUUUGUGGACAAUUGGCCCAUCAUCGUAGAUUGCAGCAGGUCUCUGGUUGUUUGGCUGAGAGUGGGUUUGGCCAACCAGCACCUGGGGGUAAGCAUGGCUAGAGGAAUGGCUUCUGCUCCAUGAACUUUGCUGUAGUUUCUCCUUCUGUCUGUAUAAGUGUCUUUUUCUCAGUCUUGACUAAUUAUUUUUAUUUGUUAAUAAUGGUGUGAGUGGAAACAUUAUUUUCAUACUCACAUAGACUGUGCUGACUUUGAUAAUUAUAUUGAUUUUGCUUAUAUCUGCUAUCUGAAUUUCAGUGUUGUUUUUCCAGGUUCCCUGAAAAAAAGUAAUCUAGACAGAGCCAUUGUUUUAGCUCUUUGCAGUGAAGAAUUAAGAAAAUUAAAAGGGAAAUAUAAUUGUUCACUUCAACAUGUUUUUCUUUUCCU
Molecule: messenger RNA, 2637 nt
Organism: Calidris pugnax (ruff)
Lineage: Eukaryota; Metazoa; Chordata; Aves; Charadriiformes; Scolopacidae
Gene: SETD9
Product: SET domain containing 9
Exons: 6
Coding region: 29-889 (286 amino acids)
Molecular function (GO): protein binding
Source: RefSeq, a predicted model, not a curated record